AAAAGAUAAUAAUGAAUAAGUUGAAUUCGGUUAAAAGUUAACCGUCAGUUGUGAAACUGAUUAAGUUUGUUUUUUUAUUUCUACACUCUCUGAACUUGUAUACACACGAUGCAAUAAGUUGAAAUGAGACAAAUAUACAAACAAAUAUAUAAUUUGUUUCACUUCAACUUAUUGCAUCGUAUAUGUACACCAGUUUAGAGAGGGCAAGAAUAAAAAACAGCAAAAACUUUUAUAACCAAACUUUUUUCUUUUUCCUUUAUCUUUUCAAUUAUUUAAAAACGUGUAAUUACAAAGAACAGUCAAUUGUAUGUCAAAUUCGUUGCAAGGCAUUUGUAAUCAUUUAUAACGCUGUGUGGUGUGUAAAAAUCGAUCCAUUCUUUUAGAUGCAACGCAUCUAAACGUCAAAUACGUAAAAGUGUACAUAUAUAAAAAAAGGUAUCUUUAAGAUAAUGAAAUAAUCUUUCUCAUAAAAAUACCAAUAAACAAAACGCCACAGUCUAUCCUGGAUAAUAUUAAGAGCAAGGCUUACCCGACAAUUAAUGAAAAACAAUACAAUAUGGCUUCAGCAUCCAGUACAAGCGCACGUAGCUUGUUCAUUGAGUCAAAGAUGAGAUUGGCAGAUAGAGUGCAAGUUAAUGUCAACAAUAUUGCUUCACUUGCUAGGCAGAUACAACGAGGUUCCAGAAGCAACGAAAUUUUGACACAUGCAGCAAGGAAUUUUGCACAACAGGAACAUGGAUUGGAAAUGAUAGAAUCCAAUUUGAAGAAACUUGCACUUAUUGCUACUCAUUUGGAAUAUCAAAUGGAUGCAAUUGAUAAAAGUUCGGUAAUGUUAGAAGAAGUCACUGAGCAAGUACGAUCUAUGCAACGAUAAUGUAGGAUAUAUAUAUAUAUAUAUAUAUAUUUUAUGUUGUAUAUAAGAGUUCUAUGUG
This is a messenger RNA of Acromyrmex echinatior (Panamanian leafcutter ant), 932 nucleotides long. RefSeq names its product BLOC-1 related complex subunit 7 (gene BORCS7). Gene Ontology annotation, cellular component: BORC complex. The record is from RefSeq and is a predicted model, not a curated record. NCBI's taxonomy places the organism in Eukaryota, Metazoa, Arthropoda, Insecta, Hymenoptera, Formicidae.